AUGUCUUUCCUUUCCGUCACUCUCGCCCAGGCCAUUGCCUACCUCACUCGUCCUCUUAUUCUUACGCACCCUGCUGCAACAAUCAUCAGGCUUCAGCUCGCCCUCGAGGCAAACUUAACUGCGCUAUUUGCCCCUUCUUGGGAUCCCAGGGAACCCCUUCGUGGCUCUGGCCGCCGUUGCCUCACCCUCUCCCCUACUUGCCUCCCUCCACGUGCCGUCUAUGCUGCGUGCCUUGCAUCCAGUGUCCAAUGGUUCGACUGGAUUGCAGUCAUGGGUGGACGUGAGUUCGACUUCUUUGUCGAUCCAGGAUGCAUUUCUGUGCGUUUCGGCAAGGGCGCUAAGCUCAUCACAAUCUGGUCAGAGGAGCUGAUGGCUCAGACCAUUUUCGUGCCACCUCAUACGCAUUUCAGUCACCUGCCAUCCAAAUCUAAGACAUUUGCCCAGCAACUCUUGGAGAAUGACUGCACAGAUGACGAUGAACUUUUCGCCUUGAUCGCUGACGAAGUCAGUGCGCCCACUUGGAUGACCCCUGUCACCGACCGUUUCCCUGUUCCUUCGCGUUCUGAAUCACCGUUGUCUGCUAUAUCUACCGAUUCAUCCUCCAGCUAUCGCUCGUCCGACUCGGACUCCUGUUUCUCUGUGACGACCGCCUCUACAUUGUCCUCUCAAAGCGACAGUCAUUCAUCCAUACUCUCCCGUCGCGAGAAAGCCAGGCAGGCUCGUGUCUUCAUUGACACUUCCAAGACUGAAGUCACACCUUACGACGGUGGCAAGACUACGGUUCUCACCGGUGGUGUGAUGCUUGUUAGAGCUCCUGACCAUCAGACGGAGAUUCAGAAAUCCUCCGCUGGAACUUGGAAGCUCGUCCGAGUCAACCCCACAUACUAA
Suillus bovinus is the source of this 888-nucleotide messenger RNA. RefSeq lists its product as uncharacterized. Lineage: Eukaryota; Fungi; Basidiomycota; Agaricomycetes; Boletales; Suillaceae. The record is from RefSeq and is a predicted model, not a curated record. Gene Ontology annotation, biological process: negative regulation of cell population proliferation; negative regulation of mitotic cell cycle. The transcript has 4 exons. Gene Ontology annotation, cellular component: nucleus; cytoplasm. The coding region runs from base 1 to 888 and encodes 295 amino acids.